Molecule: messenger RNA, 2307 nt
Organism: Mytilus californianus (California mussel)
Lineage: Eukaryota; Metazoa; Mollusca; Bivalvia; Mytilida; Mytilidae
Exons: 3
Coding region: 287-1960 (557 amino acids)
Molecular function (GO): zinc ion binding
Source: RefSeq, a predicted model, not a curated record
GCUUCCUGUAUUAACAAUGAAGACAUUCAACAUGCUAUAGGAUAGAUGUAUAACUUUGAUACCAUGCAAAUGAUAGAAUUACGGAAGUUCUUUAGUAAUUCUUAAAGCAUUAAGUGUGAAUUACAAAGUACAUUUGAUUGUUUUGUCAUCUAAUGAUUGUAUGCAGAGCGUUUGAAACGCUGAAAGAAAAAUAGAGAUAUUCAGUUGGUAUACAAGGAAAGAUCUACAACUGUUAUCAGCGGUAUACUAAUCUAAGAAUAAAACAAUCUAAGCUGAAGGUUUGAAUAUGACAUCUACCGAUAAUAAAUGUGGGUACUGUGAAGAAGGAAAGAGCUCUCUCGCUGUCACGUGGUGUCCAGAAUGCGCACAUGCACUUUGCGACUUUUGCGAGAAGAAACACUAUGAGUUAGAAACAAGCAAAAUCCACACAGUCAUUUCAAUAGAAAACUUUAUGAAGUUACCACAAUAUAUACAGCAAUUAGAAUUGAAAUGUACCAAUCAUAAUGAAAGACAUACAUGUGUUUGUGUCAACCACGAACUCCUCCUGUGUAAUGCAUGCAUACAAGACACACACAAAUCAUGUAACGAUGUUAAGCCAAUUCCGGAAGUAAUUAAGAAUUCAAAACAUUCCGUAGCAAAAGAGGCCGUUAAACAAUGUUUAAAUGACGUAAUAACAAAUUUGCAUAAUAUAAAACGUGAUCGGGAUGAUAACAUCAAAAUGUUCAAUCAACAGAAAAAAGAGAUUCUAAAAGAGUAUACGACAUUCCGUGAAGAAGUCAUUAAAAAAUUAAAUGAUACGGAAAACAAACUAAUCGGAGAUAUAGAUUAUCACGUUGAAGAACAAACAAAAGAAAUCAAAACGUUUUUGAUAAAAAUUGACGAACAAAUCGCAGACAUGAAACAAAUGCUUCGCGAUAUUGAUUUGAUGACAUCGUUUGGAUCAGAUUUUCAAACAUUUUUUGGAAUUAAAGAGGUUGAAAAAUAUGUUCACAAAGAAGAAUUCCAGUUACAAUCUUUAUUUGAUAAUAAUCAACUUGAUGAGAUCUGUAUUAAAUUUAAUGUCAAUAAACAGUUGCAAUCUGACUUGACAGACAUUACACAAGCCUGUGAAAUUUUCUUGCAGACAAAUCCCACAAAAGUAAGAAUUUUCAGAAAAGACAAAAGACAGAUGCAAGCACCUAUAAGUAGCAAAGAGUCACAUCUGGGGUUGGCUCAAAAAUUUGAAAUUGAAGAGGGAUCCCAAAAUCGUAGUAUUAGAGGUUGCACGUUUUUGCCGAUUGGAAAAUUUGUUUUCACUGACCGUAACAGCCAGUCGUUAAUCAUACAUGCUAUCGAUGGUUCUUUCCAGUAUAUCAUUGAAGGUCAAGGACGCGUAUUUGAUGUUGCUGCAAUUGAUAACGAAUGUGUUGCUGUGACUUCAGGCUCUGAAGCUGUUAUUAAUUUGUAUAACAUUGAAAGUCAGAAAGUAGUGAAAACAACGAAAACAAAUGGUCCGUGUUAUGGGAUCACACACAAAAGUGGUGCACUCUUCUGUUGUGUUGAGGGAAAAGGUAUAGAGACGAUGGCGUUGUCCGAUGAUAUUAUUUCAGAAUUUUACAAAGAAGCCUUGCCAUGGGGAAUGUACAUAACGACAGUGGCUGACAAAAUUUGCUUUGUCAAUCAAGAAAACGAUAUAAUAAAACUACUUGAUUCUUUUUCAAAAGUCUGCUGGACGUUUCAUUACAAACACUUUUUGAGCGAUCCACGAGGUGUGACGUCAGAUGACCAUGGACUUAUUUACCUCAUUGGUCACACAACAAAGAAUGUCGUGUCCAUAUCAAUGGAUAAUAUGGAAUGCAAACAAGUUCUAUCAAUGGAGGAUGGUCUACUUAAUCCAACAGUCAUCGACUUUAAUGGGACGAGAAAUAGUCUCAUGGUUGUCAGUUGGGAUGGAAGUGUCUUUGUUUAUAAUUGCAACUAAAAAGUCACGAUUUUUUUCGGCUGAUUUCGACCCUUCAUAUCAAUACUUCUUCGAUUACCCAUUCCAUAGAUUUGUAGAUUGUAUGCCAAAAUCAUUCCCAAUAGCACAAGUCCAGCAGCCAUAAUCAAACAAAACAAAGAGUUAAACCAGUCGUAAAAGCACAACUCAGAAUACAGUGAGACCAUGAUAUGCAUAUAAAGCAUAUUUGCGGAGUUCAGGAACAUAUAUUGUUAAUGAAACUGAGCAGUUUUGCCAUCUUGAAAACGAAGUUUCUCAAAGGAACGCCUAUUUAAAUGUGUGGUUAACACAAAUUCCAAGCAACAUGUAGAAUAAAAUAUCGUACAGCA